This is a messenger RNA of Ostreococcus tauri, 2466 nucleotides long. Its product is annotated as Ubiquitinyl hydrolase. The transcript has a single exon. The record is from RefSeq and is a predicted model, not a curated record. The coding region runs from base 1 to 2466 and encodes 821 amino acids. Lineage: Eukaryota; Viridiplantae; Chlorophyta; Mamiellophyceae; Mamiellales; Bathycoccaceae. Gene Ontology annotation, molecular function: cysteine-type deubiquitinase activity; protein binding; zinc ion binding. Gene Ontology annotation, biological process: protein deubiquitination.
AUGGAUCCCGACGCGCGCGCGCGCGUGGACGCGAUCGCGACGCGCGGUCGCGUCGCCGUCGUCGGUGACGAUUCCGUCGUGUACAAGGAUGAGUGCGUGUUCUCCUUCGACGCCCCGCUGAGCGCGAACGGGGUGUACGUGAACUGCGAGACGCUGUUCGGAUACGGUCGACGGUACGUCGAGCUGGAUAGCGCGCGAACGGGGUGCGGGGCGUACGUCAGGGUGAAGACGACGCGCGCGCGGCGGGCGGAGGUAGAGGCGAGCGAGACGCCGACCACGCUCGGGUUCGGCGUCGACGGCGGCUUCGCGAGCGAGAGCGAUGCGUGGGAAGAGACGACGACGUAUAGUUUGGUGUUGGCGCCGGAUUUCGACGACGUGAGUCGGGAGCUUCCGUUGGAGGGGUUGCCGGAGGCGCUGAGCGCGGCGUGCGAACGCAUCGCGCGAAAGCGGGGAUUUCACGACACGGAGGAGACCAAGGCAUGGCAGGAGACUCGCGAGGUAUCGAGGUACGCGCUGGAGCUCGCGCAGGAGGAUAAUGGGAAGAAGAUUCCGAGCGAUCCAUCGAAGUGGCGAUGCGAGGAGACGGGUGAGAGCGGGAAUUUGUGGGUCAACCUCAGCGACGGGCACAUCGGAAGCGGUCGACGCCACUUCGACGGAUCCGGGGGGAACGGUAGCGCGCUCAGGCAUUACGAAGCGAUGAAAGCGCAGGGAAAACAUUACCCGUUGGUCGUGAAGCUCGGCACCAUCAGUGCGAAGGGUGCAGACGUGUACUCGUACUCCCCGGACGAAGACGACAUGGUGGAGGAUCCGUAUUUGGCUGAGCACUUGAGGCACUGGGGAAUUAACAUGGUAUCCAUGGAGAAGACCGAAAAGAGCAUGGCUGAAUUGCAAAUCGAGCUCAACAAGGGCUUUGAGUUCGAUAAGAUCACCGAAGCCGGGUCGAAGCUCGAAUCCGCGCACGGUCCUCGACUCGUUGGUUUGAAGAACAUGGGGAACACGUGCUACUUGAACUCGGUGAUACAAGCGCUCAAGCAAGUCCCCGCAGUGUGCGAUCGAUAUUUUGACAAAGAUGAGAUCUUCUCCACCGCGCCCGAGAAUCCCGUGACGGACUUCCCGACACAGAUGUCCAAACUCAUCAACGCUCUCGUCUCUGACGAGUAUGCGACUCCCGAGGCCGAGAACGCCGCCGUCGCUGUUUGUCCGAGAAUGUUCAAACAGCUCGUCGGUAAGGGCCAUCCCGAGUUUAGCACGGGUGGUCAACAAGAUGCGGUUGAGUACUUCCAACACUUACUCGAGACGAUGACGCGAGCUGAACGCGCGGCAGGUUCCAGACUAAGCGAAGGCCCGCCCACCGCGGCGCAGUUCACUUUUGAGCUCGAAGACAAGGUGACGUGCGUCGAGAGCGGAAACGUUCGGUACUCCGUUCGUAAGGACAACAUCUUAUCCCUCGAGGUACCCUUGGACAAGGCGACGAACAAAGAAUCUGUCGACGCGUUCAGAGAGCGAGAGCUCAAGAGGGCGAAGACAGAGUCGGAUGACGUCGAGGAAAUCGUGCGACCGGAAGUUCCGUUCUCUGCUUGUCUGGAAGCCUUCGGCGCCACGGAAACCAUCGAAGAUUUCUACAGUUCCGCGCUCAAGCGUAGGUCGAUAGCGUCGAAGACGACUCGCGUUAAGACUAUGCCGAACUUCCUCGCUGUGCAGCUCAGGCGUUACUUUGUGGGCGAAGACUGGACGCCAAAAAAGCUCGAUGUACUUGUGGACGUGCCGAAAACGAUCUCUCUCGAAAACUUGCGCGCAAUGGGGUUACAACCCGAUGAGAUCGUGCUUCCAGAAGACGAGACGGCUAACACUGCGGCUUCAUCGGCACCAGUUCGAGUCGAACCCGACGCGGCCAUCGUGAGCGCUCUCAUGGCCAUGGGAUUCAGCGAAAAUGGUAGCAAACGUGCCGCUUUGGCGACAAACAACGCUUCAACGGAGCUCUCAAUGGAAUGGGUGUUCGCUCACAUGGAGGAUGUCGACUUCAACGAUCCGCUUCCAGAUCAGAGCGCCGCUUCAGAGCCAGCGAUGGCGGCGUCGGAUCCAGAGUCUGUGACCAUGCUCACGUCAAUGGGUUUCGAUGAAACCGCGGCAAACGCCGCACUCAAGGCGUGUUCUGGGAACUUAGAACGAGCGGCGGACUGGCUUUUCUCGCACGCGGACGAUCUUCCAUCUGCGAUCGCAGAGGUGAACGGUGCGUCGACGUCCGCUGACGCAUCGGAGGGAGCGGGUAGCGUGUCCUUUGACGGUCCGGGCGAGUACGAGCUCUUCGGCAUCGUCAGUCACAUGGGUGGAAACACUAAUUGCGGUCACUACGUCGCACACGUAGAGAUAGACGGAAAGUGGUACAUCUUCAACGAUCGAAAGGUAGCGCUGUCGCUGAAACCGCCGACGGAUCUUGGGUACUUGUACUUUUUCAGGCGACGUUGA